Messenger RNA from Monodelphis domestica (gray short-tailed opossum), 2547 nucleotides. RefSeq names its product solute carrier family 29 member 1 (Augustine blood group) (gene SLC29A1). Gene Ontology annotation, biological process: uridine transmembrane transport. The record is from RefSeq and is a predicted model, not a curated record. Lineage: Eukaryota; Metazoa; Chordata; Mammalia; Didelphimorphia; Didelphidae. Gene Ontology annotation, molecular function: nucleoside transmembrane transporter activity. Gene Ontology annotation, cellular component: plasma membrane.
UAGUUCGUGACCUACCCACCUCCCCUCCCCAGCUGUGCAGUGGUCAUGGCUGCUGCGCUGGCCCUCAGGUGAGGCAGCGGGGAAUCUGGGUACAGUGGGUGAAAAGGACAGGUUCCCUCCAGGCUGCGACCGGAGCGGGCUGGGAGGCGGGGCGAGAGGUGUUGGCCGGACGCCGGGCGGGGCUCCAGCGGUUUUCACGCUGCUGGGGACCAGCUAGGAGCCCAGGAAGAGCAACUACCAAGAAAGGAGGUGAAGAUGGAGAUGCAAGGAUCUGAAGCAGCUAGAGAAACGGGUUUCCGGGGAAUGAGAACCCAGGCUAAGUGAGUCUUCACUGGCCCAGCUGAGAAAGGCCUUUGGUUGGACGCCCAACACCCCCGGCUUCAGACCCAUCCAGAGGGAGAGCAGAGCUGCCGGAGCCUCAGGACCCCUAGACUGACAGAGCUGGAAACCACCUGGACCUGGACCCAGGGGCAGCACUGCCAUGACGACCGGUCACACACCACAGGACAGGUACAAAGGGGUAUGGCUUAUCUUCUUCAUGCUGGGGCUGGGCACCCUGCUGCCAUGGAAUUUCUUCAUGACUGCCUCCAUGUACUUCAAAAACCGCCUGGGCCAAUCCCAGAAUGAAUCCAGCAUCAUGGCAAAGGAAAACAUGGACUUCCUGGAUCCCACACAACCCCCAAUGAAGGCCAGUUUCCUGGACUCCAUUUUCAACAACGUCAUGACUAUAUGUGCCAUGCUUCCCCUCUUGAUCUUCACCUGCCUCAACUCCAUCCUACAUCAGAGGAUCCCUCAGUCCCUUCGCAUCUUGGGCAGCCUGGUGGCCAUUUUGCUGAUGUUUGCCUUGACCGCCAUCCUGGUGAAAGUGCACCUUGACCCCUUGCCCUUCUUCAUUGUCACCAUGGUCAAGAUUGUUAUCAUCAACUCAUUUGGUGCCAUUCUUCAGGGCAGUCUGUUUGGCCUGGCCGGCCUCCUGCCCGCCAACUACACAGCUCCCAUCAUGAGUGGCCAGGGCCUGGCGGGAACCUUCGCUGCUGUGGCCAUGAUCUGCGCCAUCGCCAGUGGUUCUGAACUGGAAAAGAGUGCUUUUGGAUACUUUAUCACUGCCUGCGGGGUCAUUGUCCUCUCUAUCUUAUGCUAUUUGGUCCUGCCCAAACUGAAAUUCUACCAGUAUUAUCAGCAAGUAAAAACGGAAGCUCUUGGGGAGCGAGAAACCAAAAUGGAUUUGAUUAAAAGAGGAAUUUUGCAGAGGUCCUGCAAGUUUGACACCUCCGCACUAAGCCACACUUCCUCUUGGGUAGUGUUACUGUCUUCGAUUUACAUCUGGGGGGAUUCAGAAGCCCAGAAAGGAGAAGGGACUUGCCCAAGUUCACAAAAGCCCACAGCCCAAGAACUUUCAGAAAGGACCUCUGUUGGCGGAGAGAAUCCGAUCAAAAGUGUAGAAGUGGAACAAGGAGUCGCCAAGCCCAACCCACAGAGCACCUAUGAGAAGCCUUCCAUCAUAGCCAUCCUCAAAGAGAUCUGGGUUCUGGCAUUGUCUGUCUGCUUUGUCUUCACCAUCACCAUCGGCGUGUUCCCUUCUAUAACCGCUGAGGUCAAGUCCACCAUUGCGGGGACCAGUAACUGGAAAAACUAUUUCACUCCUGUUACCUGCUUCCUCACUUUCAAUAUCUUUGACUGGGCUGGCCGGAGCCUCACUUCUGUAUUCAUGUGGCCCAAAAAGGACAGCCGCUACCUACUUCCUGCCCUGGUGGUGUCAAGGAUUGUGUUUGUGCCAUUGCUGAUGCUAUGCAACGUCCAUCCGAGGAAGAACCUGCCUGUGGUCUUCCACCAUGAUGCCUGGUUUAUUGUCUUCAUGAUAUUCUUUGCCUUCUCCAAUGGCUACCUCGCCAGUCUCUGCAUGUGUUUUGGCCCCAAGAAAGUGAAAUCCUCCGAGGCUGAGACUGCAGGUUCCAUCAUGGCCUUCUUCCUGUCCCUCGGCCUGGCCUUUGGUGCCUUACUGUCCUUCCUGCUCCGGGCUAUAGUGUGACGACUCAGAACCUUCCAGCUGCUCUCCCUGCCCUGCCUCUCAUCCACUUCUGACCUCUGUUUUCACUACCCUUGCUGGGGAUGGAGGAGCAGAACCCCCUCUCUGGACACUGGGAGUCAGAUAGCUAGAGCUCCCUUAUCCUAGGGAAAGGGCCCCUUGGGACAGCACAGAGAGGUCAGUAGCUUGCUGCAGUAUUUGACCGACUGACCGAUGGAACCCCACUAUAGGCAAAACAGUGUUUAUCCCCCCUGCCUCUGUGUGUUUGUCCAUCCACGUGUCUGUCCCUCUGUAUGUCUGUAUCCAGUGUCAGGGACCAGGUGGAUGAGAUGAAACGUUGUUUUAGGGUCAUAUUUUUUCUGACCAUGUUUUUCCAUCCAUCCAGUCCCCAGCACCUUCCCUAUCCCCAGCCUUUCCAUGUAAUGUCUCAUGUACAGAUGGCAUUCAUUGCCUUUUUUAUAUUCAAGACAGAAAACCAGGUGCCCCCUUCAAGGCAUCAAAAUAAACCAUGCUAAAUUUUU